AUGCAUCGAAUGAUGAAAGAAGAAUCAAGUUUCGGGACAGGUGGCCUGGAAAAUGUGACACGGGACCCAAGCAAAGAAAAGCUGCACAUGAAGCUCUGCAGUGGGUCCUGCCACGCUGAGCAAAUCCUCCAGACGCUCAACUCCUACAGGCAGAGUGGCAUCUUCACAGACGUGGUGCUAUUAAUUGACGGACAAGAAUUCCCCUGUCACCGUGCCACGUUGUCAGCCAACAGCACGUAUUUCCGGGCCAUGUUUGGUGGCAAUCUCAAGGAAGGCCACCAGGACAUCAUUAAUAUCCAGAAGAUAUCUGCUUCCACUAUGUCUCUCCUUCUUGAUUAUAUGUAUGGGGGGAACAUCAUCAUUCAAGAGGACAACGUUGAAGGCAUCUUGGAACUGUCUGACUUGCUGCAGAUCUCCAAGCUCAGAGAUGCUUGUGUCACCUUCCUUGAAGGCCAGCUUCACCCAUGUAAUUGUUUGGGCAUCAUGAAGUUUGCUGAUUCAUUCUCCAUUGCGUCUCUGACAGAAAAGAGCAAGAGGUUCAUGCUGGAGUGUUUUGUGGAGGUGUCAUGUCAUGAAGAGUUCCUGGAGAUGGAUGUGAAGGAGUUGAUUGAAUAUCUGUCUGAUGAGCAGCUGGUGGUCCCCAAGGAGGAAGUGGUCUUUGAAGCUGUCAUGCGCUGGGUGCGGCAUGAUGUACCUGCCAGGAAGGGAGCCUUGAAGGACCUCCUUGAACAUGUGCGUCUGCCCCUGCUCGAUCCCACCUACUUCCUGGAGAAAGUGGAAAUGGAUGAACUCAUCCAGGACUCAAAGGAGUGCAUUCCUCUACUGCACGAGGCCCGCAAGUACUACAUCCUCGGGAACGAGGUCAGCUCUUUACGAUCAAGGCCCAGAAGGUUCAUGGAGCUGGCAGAAGUCAUCAUCAUCAUUGGGGGCUGUGAUAAGAAAGGCCUUAUGAAGCUGCCCUUCACGGACCUCUACCACCCAAAGAGCAGGCAAUGGACGGCCCUCUCCAGCGUGCCUGGCUACACCAAGUCAGAGUUUGCUGCCUGCACAUUGAAGAAUGAUGUGUACAUAUCAGGAGGACACAUCAGCAGCAGCGAUGUUUGGGUGCUGAGCUCCCAGCUGAACGUCUGGAUCAAGGUUGCUUGUCUGCAGAAAGGCCGAUGGAGGCACAAAAUGGCAACACUUCAGGGCAAG
Tauraco erythrolophus (red-crested turaco) is the source of this 1194-nucleotide messenger RNA. Lineage: Eukaryota; Metazoa; Chordata; Aves; Musophagiformes; Musophagidae. The record is from RefSeq and is a predicted model, not a curated record.